Messenger RNA from Lethenteron reissneri (Far Eastern brook lamprey), 2544 nucleotides. It is a transcript of the gene SMIM15, whose product is annotated as small integral membrane protein 15. NCBI's taxonomy places the organism in Eukaryota, Metazoa, Chordata, Hyperoartia, Petromyzontiformes, Petromyzontidae. The record is from RefSeq and is a predicted model, not a curated record.
GAUGGUGGUAGUGGAUGAUGGUGACCGUGGGUGAUGGUGAACGAGGAGUGGUUGGCCGCGGUCCCUUACCUCGUGAAUCUUCCCGCCGCCAACUUCCCUCUCCCACCCGCUUCGCGCCGGACCUUCGCCUCGGUUAGGGUCCUGCUGUGACGUUGCUGCCGGUGGUGUCGUCCGGUGGUGUCGUCCGUCUCCUCCGCUCGACCGCCCGAUCGACCGACCGACCACCCGCCCGCCCCGCCAGCACUCCCGCCGGCGCUACGAGACGGAGGAGCAGGCCGAAGAGGCGGCGGCGGCGGCGGCAGCGGCAGAAUGUGGGAGACGCUCCAGGGCUGGCUGCAGUACUGCGUGGAGUGGGCCGCCAAGGACCCGUACGGCUUCCUGUCGACAGUGCUGCUGGCGCUGUCGCCCUUCUUCCUGGCCAGCGCCGCCCUCUCGUGGAAGCUCGCCAAGGCCAUCGAGGCGCGCGACCGCGACGCCAAGAAGAAGGCCAAGCGGCAGGAGAACGUGCUUCGCUCGCGCAAUAAGGGACGCAAGGCCGAAUAGGCCCCGCGCCCCAGCGGCCCCUGGAGGUCUCUCGUGUUAGCCGCUGGGCGCGGUCUCGCGGCGGUGAGCUACUGGCGAUAGUGUCGUGGCGGCGUCUAUGGCUUCCGUCUAACCUUCACCGGUCUUCCUGUGCCGCCACCGCUGUUGUUGUUGUCACGUUACUUGGCGAUGUUCGGCGUUAGGCGGCGAUGGCGAUGGCGACGUAGGCGGUGGUGGUGGCAGAGGGAUGGUGAUGAUGGUAGUUUAGCGGGGGGGGGGGGCGUCUAGAGUGUACGUGGAGGAACGCGGAUCGGCCACGAUGCGUGUCUCGACGAAGAAUGACGACCGUGGGUUAGGCGGUUCCAACAAAAAAUUCUGGGGGGAGGGAAGUAAUUUGUUUAAUGAAAUAAAUUUGUGAGUCAGCCCAAUAACCUGGGACCAAGCCCCGGAUCGAGUUAUCAUCGUGGCCACAGCUUCUGAUGCCACCAUCACCACCAUCACCACCAUCACCACCAUCACCACCAUCACCACCAUCACCACCAUCACCACCAUCACCACCAUCACCACCAUCACCACCAUCACCACCAUCACCACCAUCACCACCAUCACCACCAUCACCACCAUCACCACCAUCACCACCAUCACCACCAUCACCACCAUCACCACCAUCACCACCACCACCACUGCACCUCAUCCCCAACGCAUUCUCUCCCUUCCGCCAGAUCCCGCCGCUGCUUCAGAGUCAACUCACAGCCACCUGCAAGGUCUACCCUGAGAGUCUCAUUCCACCGUCUGGCGUUAGACUCGCACAAAGACCUAUAGACUCAUGCAGAAACCCAUGGACUCAUCACACAGAGACCCAUGGACUCAUCACACAGAGACCCAUGGACUCAUCACACAGACCCAUAGACUCACACAGAGAUCCAUAGACUCACGCAGAGACCCAUAGACUCAUGCCGAGACCCAUGGACUCAUCACACAGAGACCCAUAGACUCGCACAGAGAUCCAUAAAUGCACACAGAGAUCCAGGACACACACAGAGACUGGACAUCUGUGAAAAAGAGCUUCAUAGCUCAUCAGAUUUCUCCAGGAUAAAAAAAGAUUUUUAUUCUGAGACCCAUAGACUCGCGCAGAGACUCAUAGACUCAGAGAGGCCCCUGACCAGUCUCCCACCAUCUGCUCUUUGGCGUUCUCUUCCCCUUGGUCGCUGGACUCGUGGAAGGCCGCCACCCCAAUGCCUGUCUGGGUAAUCGGCCCUCACCCCCCCCAUGCAGCGCUAUCGUCCCACCCAGCGCCGCCGUUUCUGCCUCGCCGUAGGACCACCACUGGAGCCAAUUAAACAACAAAAAUGAAGAUAAACAUUUUUUUGUUUAAGACCUGCCUGUCGACGAUGGACUUUCUUUCACGAUACGUGUACAUUGCGAAAAGAGGAUGAUCAACCCGCUUCGCACGCUGCUCCCUGUACCACGAUAAAGCAAAGAAAUCUUCACACGGCGGCAGCAGCAGCAGCACUCAUUCUCACCUCUGUACAUUACCCCGCUCCCCACCAAAACCCCCACGAGUUCCCCAACCCCCCCCCCCCCUCGAUGGCACGGGAAGCUUGCGCCACUGCGUCAAGGAAAAGAUGAACGGGGCAACCGCGGCGGCGCGGAGACGUCAUCUCCCUCGCCUGUUCACGCAGGAGAGUCCGUGGGUUUCGCUCCCGGACCCUGACGAUGCCUGCUGUUGCAGAUUUGGAGUCGGCGUGUUCUGUCUCUUCGCCCGUGGCAGUCACGUGGAUCGUUUAUCCGGCUUCCUGCGGUUUUGCCCCCCCACCUCCUUCGCCCUCCCACCGCAUUUAGAAUCAACACACGUUUAGAUAAUUGGGCUCGCCCGUAUAAAUUCCCACGUGUGAUGAUGAUCAUGAUGAUAUCAGCCACUUCGCCGAUGAGCUUUCGUUGUGUGUGUCCAGGUCGCCUCUGAAUAGUGGAUAUCUCGUAGAGGUUUUAACUGCUAAAUAAAAAUUUUAGUUUAUAAAUUCA